Ceratina calcarata is the source of this 914-nucleotide messenger RNA. RefSeq names its product glutamate receptor ionotropic, kainate 3-like. Bases 117 to 914 code for a protein of 265 amino acids. Lineage: Eukaryota; Metazoa; Arthropoda; Insecta; Hymenoptera; Apidae. The transcript is spliced from 4 exons. The record is from RefSeq and is a predicted model, not a curated record.
UUUGUUUUAAUGAUUUCACAUCCCGGCAGAUAUUCGAUCAAAUCAUAACUGACUUCGAAUGGAAGUUAUUCGCCAUAUUGUACGAAGGCACGGACGGUCUGAUCCGCACUCAGCGCAUGCUACAACGCAGAGAAGCGAAACGGCACACAAUUUUUUUAUACGCUUUAGGAACCGGGCCAAGUUACAGACAACCGAUGAAAGAGAUAAAAAGCGAGAAGAUCGAGAACAUACUAAUCGAUUGCAGUAUCGACAUACUUCCCGAGGUGCUUAAACAGGCUCAGCAAGUGGGCAUCAUGUCCGAAAAGAAUAACGUGAUAGUGACGUCACUGGACCUCCAAACGAUCGACCUGGAACCGUAUCAGUUCUCAGGGGUGAACUUCACAGGGGUACGUUUGAUAGAUCCUGAGAGUCCUUUGGUAAACAACACUGUGUGGGAGAACAAAAACGAAUGGGGCUUGGACGACCCUAGCCAAUUACGCGUAGAGCCUGCGCUCAUGUACGACGCAGUGCAGCUCUUCGCGAGAGCAUUCAAGCAGCUGAAAGACGCCAUCAAAGGCGACGUGAAACAGCUACCGUGCAACGGUACCAUGAGCUGGGAACAUGGCUACAGUCUAAGCAAUUUUAUGCGACUCGGAGAAAUGGAGGGUCUCACUGGGCUGAUCAAAUUCGACACGGCUGGCUUCCGCUCGGAUUUCCACUUGGACGUGAUAAGAAUUGCCGAAGGUGGUCCGAAGAAGAUCGGCGUGUGGAACAGUACGAGUCCAGUUGCAUGGAUAACGGAAAAGCAUACUCAAAUGUCUGAAGAAAUGAGUCUAGUCAAUAGAACGUUCAUCGUUCUAAUCGCCAUCGUGCGUAAACAUUCGUCAGUUUUGGGAAUUGACACAUUUACCAUGACCUCUCGUGGCGAGCAGUAG